This is a messenger RNA of Conger conger (European conger), 3374 nucleotides long. RefSeq names its product NADH:ubiquinone oxidoreductase subunit A9a (gene ndufa9a). Gene Ontology annotation, cellular component: mitochondrion. The transcript is spliced from 11 exons. Gene Ontology annotation, molecular function: protein-containing complex binding. The coding region runs from base 58 to 1203 and encodes 381 amino acids. Lineage: Eukaryota; Metazoa; Chordata; Actinopteri; Anguilliformes; Congridae. The record is from RefSeq and is a predicted model, not a curated record.
AUUUACUUUGGUCUUUUCGUCACUCUGUCGCCACCGUACAUGGUGAAUUAGUAAAAGAUGGCGGCUGUGGCUUUCGUCUGCCGCCGACCUGGCAGUGUCCUUCCCAGGAUUUCCAAAGCUGGGCCACCUGCAGUGCUGUCAGCCGUCCCUGCGACAGUCCAGCAGAGGAAGGUCCACCAUUCUGUCAUCCCCCGUGGCAAAGGAGGGCGCUCGUCCUCUAGUGGAAUUUCUGCCUGCGUUUUUGGGGCGACCGGCUUCCUGGGCAGAUAUGUGGUCAAUCACUUAGGGCGUAUAGGUACUCAGAUCAUUAUCCCUCACCGGUGUGACCAGUAUGACAUCAUGUACCUGAAACCCAUGGGAGAUCUGGGUCAGAUCAUCUUCCUGGACUGGGAUGCCAGAAAUCGUGAGAGCAUCCAAAAAGCGUUGGCUCAUUCCAACGUCGUCAUCAAUUUGGUGGGCCGAGAAUGGGAAACCAGUAACUACAGUUUUCAGGACAUCUAUGAGAACAUCCCUCGGGAAUUAGCCAGAGCAGCCCGACAAGCAGGCGUCACAAAGUUCAUCCAUUUAUCCCACCUGAACGCAGACAUCCGCAGCCCCUCCAAAUACCUGAGGAACAAGGCCGUAGGGGAGAGUGUUGUGAGAGAAGAAUUCCCAGACGCAAUCAUCAUGAAGCCUGCAGAGAUGUUCGGGAGGGAAGACCGCUUCUUCAACCACUUUGCAAACAUGCGCUGGUUUGGGAAAGCCGUGCCUCUGAUCGCCCUGGGGAAGAAAACCACCAAGCAGCCCGUCCACGUGGUGGAUGUGUCCAAGGCUAUUGUCAGCGCCAUCAAAGACCCAGAAUCCAACGGGAAAACCUAUGCUAUAGUUGGACCUCACCGAUAUCUCCUGCACGAUCUGGUGGAGUACCUGUAUGCCGUGGUGCACCGGCCUUUCGUGCCGUAUCCUGUACCACGCCCUCUGUAUCAUAUGGCUGCGAGGUUUUUUGAGCUUAACCCCUUUGAGCCGUGGACAACCCGUGACAAAAUAGACCGGCUGCACACCACGGACAUGAAGUACCCCGGGCUGCCGGGGCUGGAGGACCUGGGCAUCACGCCGUCCUCUGUGGAGCAGAGAGCCAUCGAGGUCCUGCGCCGGCACCGUCGUCUCCGCUGGCUGGAUGCUGAGCUGGGGGACGCCAAGCCGGCCAAGACCGUGGACUUCUGAACGCCCCCACACUCUCCUUUUACAACUCUCCUGUAUAUAACUUAAAUGUUCAAUCUAAAUAAUAAAAUAACUUCUGAAAGUUGUUUGAAGAUUUGUUUAGAGAAUUGUCACUUUACUUGAAGGUGAGGGAGCUAAUUGGAUUUGCCUUUACUCUUACUAUGAUCCUACCCAUGAAAUUCCCCUUUGUUUGAAUGUCCUGCAAAUCAGUCUGAUGCUGAAGAUGCUUCAGUCGUGCCACAGGAAUAACUUUUUUCUUUAUACAGUGGCUAUGUACAAUGUAACUGAAAUAAUGACAUUUCAACCACAAUGAUAGGAUUGAUGCAGCAGGUUCUGUCCACUCUGUACAACCCCAGGCAAAGAUGAUGGAAUCCGCACACUUGGAGGAUGUUCAUCCCGAUUUUUUACUUCAUAGCAAAUAAACAAAUCACAGAUCUGACACAAAACAAUUUUUGUUUAACAGCUGAACUUUCUGGCUUGGUGAAAGUUCUCAUAAAUUAAAUGCAUAACUAAGAGGAUAUUAUUUUCCAGAUAAAGUAGGGGAAAAAAAAUCACAAUUAGUACUUUGUUGCUCUUCCUCAGGCUUGUAUAACGGCCUGAAUUCUUCAAGGCAUGGACUGCACUAAUGAAAAAAAUAGUCUCCAUCAAGCUGGUUCCAACUUUCUCAAAUAGCAGCUGACACAUCAUCCAGCUUUGCUGGAUGGAGCCUUGUCAUGGACCAUUUUUUAUUUUAUUUCCACCAUAAAUUAAGAUUAAGAUUAAGAUCCGGACUAUUUGCUGGCCAUGUCAUUGAGUUGAUAUGCCUUUCCUGAAGAAAAGCUUUAACACUCUUUGCUCUGUGGCAAGAUGCAUUUUCAUCCUGAAAAAUUACUUCCUCAUCACCAAACAUUCUAUCUUUCAUUCUUUCCAAAAUAAUGAGAGAAGUAUCCAAAAUUUCAAUGUACACCUGUGCAUUGACUGUUGAGGUAAUGCUUGCCAUCUCCCCUGGUCCUUCACCUGACAUCCAACCCCAUAUCAUAAAUGACUGGGGAAAUUUGCUUGUUUUCUUCAGGCAGUUAUCUUUGUAUGUUUCAUUGGAACGGCACCAGACGAAAGCAUCAUCGCCUUGGUCAAUGCAGAUUUGUGAUUCAUCACUGAAUAUCACUUUCAUCCCAUCAUCCACACUGAUUUCUUCUCUUUAGCCCACUGCAACCUUGUUUUCUUCUGUUUAGGUGUUAGUGCUUGUUUUCGUUUGGCUUCUCUGUAUGUGAAUCCCAUUUCAUUCAGCCGAUUUCUUACAGUUCUGUCACAAACAUUGACUCCUGUUUCUGCCCAUUUGUUUUUCAUUUGUUGUGCAUUUUCUAUUUUCAAGGCAUAUUGCUUUUUAGUUUUCUACCUUGUUCAACCUUGUUUUCUUUAGUUUUCUAUCCUGAAGCUCUGACAUCUUCUGUGGUCUACCUGUUUGUUUUGCAUUUAUAACCUUCCCAUUUUGUACAUACUUGCACCACAUUUAAUACACAGCUGACUGGGAAAAACCAACAUCUUUUGCCACGUUCCGUGUUGGACUUCCAUCCUUUCCAUUGUUUAAGUUGACAGCUGUCUUGUUUCUCUUCAAGUAGCCAAGUGAAACAGCAGGUCUGCAAACACAGACUCAUUUGCAUAUUCAGACUUGUUCUGGUAUUUGUUUUAGAAAUACAAGUGAUUCCAUAAUUUUCUCCUCAACUUGAUCUGGAAAAAAGUAUUUCAUUAAUUAAAUUAUUUUAAUCGAAUUUGUUUGAGGAAUGUUUCUUAAGAAAUUAUUUUUGAGAUCUGUAAAUUGUUUAUUUGCUAUGAAGCAAGUUGGCUUGCGCUUGGCAGCCUACCAUCGUCACACUGAUGAUUGGGUACAGUGUAAACGCAUGGUUUCCACAGAAUCAAUGUAAAAUCUGCUUGUCUUUCCACAGUAUAAGAACUUUGCUUAGCUUUUGGGUAAAUAUAGGAAUGUUGGCUAAAUAAAAUGCGUCAGAAAUAUCUUGUAGUUUAUGCUGAAAUGAUUGACGUAUUUGUGAUUGAUCGGAUCAUGGCUUUUAUGAUUAGAAUUCCUCCAUUUGACGUAAUGUACCUGACCAUGGCACUAGCACUAACUAAACUUUUUUUUUGUAUGAAACAAAUGAGUCACCCUACCAUUAGAAAUAAAAAAUUUUUAUAAGUGGUCA